Molecule: messenger RNA, 6240 nt
Organism: Dermacentor silvarum
Lineage: Eukaryota; Metazoa; Arthropoda; Arachnida; Ixodida; Ixodidae
Product: solute carrier organic anion transporter family member 4A1-like
Biological process (GO): transmembrane transport; sodium-independent organic anion transport
Cellular component (GO): membrane
Molecular function (GO): protein binding
Source: RefSeq, a predicted model, not a curated record
CCUCUCCCGCCGCACGCCACGACGACGUACGCGGCAGAGAGAGCCAACUUUCAGAAUCGCUUUUUUCCUCGCGUGGGUUGGUCCGCCGUUGCGGUCGCGGCGUUACGGCGAGCGGUACUACUAGUGGUGGUCGCUUGUGGCCUGUUGCGCCACGACAGCAACUCCUUCGCCGGACCAAACACCGAAGGCACUGUUCCUUCCCAGAACUCUGCAGCUCCUACCUACUUUCAACCGGCGCCGACGGCGGCUGCAACAGGUGAAACCGGCGGUGGACAGCGAGGGAGCGAAGUAAUCCCGACGGGUACCGCGAUUGUGCGAGAAGGCUGUGAUUGUGCGCUGAGGAACCUCGGCAAAGCUAAGCAGCGUCGUGCGACGACAACUGCUGAGUUUGCCGCCUGGGGAAGAAAAACAAGAAACCGAAGCCGGGCUGCCGCAGCGGCGAGCUACAACUGUGCACGGAAGGCUUUAUUUCUUUAUUUUGCCACUCGUUUUCGUACUCCAUUGUGGUCAUACUGCCCCAACGCGCGCGGUGCGGCGCGUUUUGUGUGUUGUUUUCUCGUGACUGACAUCGCGUUGCGAGCCACGUGUUCGCUCGAGACAGCGGCGCGGUUGGGGCGGCGUGCCGGCCGGCGAUGUUGGCGGUCGUGGGCCGGCGUCUCGGCGUGUAGACUUCAUCGGUGCGACGGCGGUGGCCUGACCUGGAUUUGGGACACGUUCCAGCCCCCAGCGACCGAUCAUGAGGACCAGUCCUAAGAUGGCGGCAGCGAACCUCCACAGAAGACCACGGAAGACCAGAGCAGAGCUGGGACCACUCAAUCUUUCGCGAGAAGCACGCAGCUCAACGCAGCGGCACUGAAGCACUUGACGUUUUUGCCCACUACCGCCGUCGCAACCGCAGCGAUUGCGGAAUACGUGUACAGUAUACAGUCUUUAUAGGUAGCGUCGAGCCAGUAUAUACAUAUAUCUCUCCUACCAUGACUCUCAUCAGCGGAGAUAGGCAGCGGUUCACGCGCGACGACAGCGUCUCCAGCCUGGGCACCAUGACCAACUCUCAGAGCAACGAGCCGCUCGUGGUCGGCAAGGCUCCCGUCGUUCCGGACGCGCUCGGAGUCCCCGAUGCCGACGUCGUGCACCCUCGCUCAAACGUCGCCGACGUCUCCGGCGGCGUCGGCGACGACGCGGGCGGAACCUGCGGCUGGGGCUGCCUGCGACCCCGCUGGCUGCAGCGGUUUCGCACGCCCCCCUGGGUGCUGUUCUUCCUGUGCUGGGCCGGAUUCCUGCAGGGUCUCAUCGUGAACGGCUUCGUCAACGUGGUCAUCACGACCAUCGAGCGUCGCUUCCAGCUGCGCAGCUCCGAGAGCGGCCUGGUGGCCAGCGGCUACGACAUCGCGUCCUUCCUGCUUCUGGCGCCCAUCAGCUACUUCGGCGGCACCCGAAGCAAGCCGCUGUUCGUGGGCGUCGGCUGCCUCGUGCUGGGCCUCGGCGCGCUCGUCUUCUCCAUGCCGCACUUCCUGGCCGGCACGUACGCCUUCAGCACCGAGGAGACAGCUGAGAGCCUCUGCCUGGCGGCGGCCACCGCCUCGCAGGGCUUCUGCGCCCUCAGGGAGGCGUCGGGUGGCGGCGGCGGCGGCUCCCUGAACCAGUACAAGUACAUGUUCCUCGCGGGUCAGAUGCUGCACGGCGCCGGCGCGACGCCCUUCUUCACGCUCGGCUGCACGUACCUGGACGAGAUCGUGUCCACCAAGAUGUCCUCCGUGUACAUCGGCAUUUUUUACACUAUGGCGAUCAUCGGCCCCGCACUGGGCUACAUUCUAGGCGGCCAAUUUUUGAAGAUCUACACUGACCUCUCCGUAGACGCUUCUGCCCUUGGCCUGACGCCCUCCAGCGGGGUCUGGGUUGGAGCCUGGUGGAUCGGAUUCGUCGUGUCCUCCGUGACUGCAAUCCUGGCCGCCAUCCCCAUCAGUGCCUUUCCGAAGGUCUUGCCAGGUUCGCUGAAGCUGCAGGCUCAGAAGAAGUCCGAAAUGCACCAGAAACUGCAAAAGAGCGAAGCCGUGCAAAGUGGCUUCGGCGCCAGGGCCAAGGAUCUUCCGGCCUCGUUCAAGAUACUCAUCACCAAUCCGACAUUUGUGUUCCUAAGUCUGGCAGGAGCGACCGAAGGCAUGCUGGUGUCUGGCCUGGCGACAUUCCUUCCGAAAGUGAUCGAGUUCCAGUUCAGCAUUGCAGCCAGCUUAGCAGCUCUAAUAAUGGGUGCGGUGACUGUUCCAGGCGCUGGUGGAGGCACGUUUCUAGGAGGCUACUUCGUCAAGAGGUUCAACCUACGCUGCUCUGGUAUCAUCAAGAUGUGCAUCCUCUGCUCCCUUGUGCCACUCGUCACUAUCUUUGCCUUCUUCUUCAGCUGCCCAAACGUCAGAUUUGCGGGUGUCAAUUACAAAACAAACAACCUUACUGUGGGAAUCGACCGCUUUCUCAACGAAUGCAACAACCAGUGCCACUGCCAAAUAGAAGACUUUGACCCGAUCUGCGGAACAGACCACGUCAUGUACUACUCAGCGUGCUUUGCUGGCUGCCAAAAAGUCCAUCACUACGGAUCAACGAAGGUGUAUGAGGACUGCCGCUGCAUCGAUCAUCCGGGUCGAAACGUAACACUGGAAGGCAGGCAGGUGACCAUCCAGGCGGAGCGGGACAAGUGCCCCAGCGAGUGCAACUUCCUUGUGUUCUUCUUGAUUGCUAUGUUCAUCUGCAUGGUCUUCACAUUCCUGGUCAGCAUGCCAUCCCUGGCUGCCACACUCAGGUGUGUUGCAGCUAGCCAGAAGUCUUUUGGUCUCGGUAUACAAUGGAUUACGGUGCGGUUAUUAGGAACCAUUCCAGCCCCGAUCUUGUUUGGCUUCCUCAUCGACCAGAGCUGUGUGCUGUGGCCUGGCUCAUGUGAUGACGCAGGCGCAUGUGCGGUCUAUGAGAAUGGCCAGAUGGCACGGAACUUGCUUGCACUGCUGGCCACCGUAAAGUUCCUCUCAUGCCUAUUCUUCUUCCUCUCGUGGCUCCUGUACAAGGCACCCGAAGGUGGGGAUGAUGAUGGUGACGUCAUGGCGGAUGAGAAAGAAAAGUGUGGUGUCUCCACCAUCAAGCAGGAAAAGGUUGUGACAGCCCCAUACAAGUCAGCCACAAAUGGCUCAGUGGCGACAGAGCAGCAGCAACAAAACCAUCACAACAGUGACAGCAGCACAUGGUUUUGAACACUGCCAAGAGACAAAGACUACAAGUAGCAUGGCUCUGUAGGGCAUAGUGAGGUUCGCCAUCGUGAUGUGCACAUGGAAUCACAGUAUGAGCUUUUUCGCUGUGUCCCCAACUUCCCACUUUUGGCAUGAACUCCAACGUGAGGUGAAAGCUUCAAGUGUCUGUUUAAAGCACCCAUUCCUGGCAAAUUUCCUGUAAUAGAGAGCUUGGAUUCAGUGCAUACCCCAUAUCUCGUAUGUAACUUCAGUCCUAUAGAGGGGUAAGCUGGUGCCAGCUGGCAGGCUUUUAGUGACCAGUUAUGAGAAGUGCAACACUAGGCUUUUCAUUGUUCCCAUUGCAAGAAACCCUGAAUAGCACUAGCACAAUACUGUUUGCCUCUGUGCCAAGCUGGCGAGCAACAUCCAUCUUUUGCAAGUGCUGAACUGCCAUAUGUACUUGAAGGAUCUUCACAGAAGUCACCACAUGCGAACUAUGAAUUCAGCAAAUGAAUGUUGCAACUGACACCAUGAAACACCAUUGUAUGCCAAACAUCAGCUAUGUCCUCUUUCUCAGCAUCUGUCCAUAAUAGCACCAAGCCCAAUUGUCUACAGCCUUCCUGUCAACACUCAUCAGUUUGUACUAUAAAAAUUUAGAGAAAAGCUCAUACUCUGAUUUGUGCACAUCCGUGUGAUGUUCCAAGUUCAAGAAGAGGUAGCUGCAGCAUACAGACUACCUACAGGAUUUCAGCAUCUGAAAGCUUUGCGAACUUCUUGGAUGUCUGAGCCUUUGUGCAAUUUUUAUGCUCGAGUGAAGCAUAGCUUCAGCAGCACAGACAUGGGAUUCUCAGAGUAUGUUGUGCAAGUCCUCAAGCAAGUGAUGCCAUGUGAGUGUGUGUGAACUGUGAAUCUACGGUAUGCUAGGCAGGGUGCAGAUGCCACUGACUGACAUCACGUCUCGUGUUGAAGUGGUCAAACAAAGGGACCUGUUUUAGUGCAGCGGUGGACAGUGCUGCUUCAGCAAAACAAGCACUAGAACUUAAUCAUGAAUACAAUGAACUGUUCUGAGUGCCUGUUCUUUGCAGAUUUCCUGUGCUCUUUGUGGCAAUACCCAUAGUAAAUUGGUGGGGCAACAUAUCUGUCGAUUUGUAAGAGCGUUUGCACUUACGUACUGUGCGCACAAACUGACACGUGAACAAAGCAUGUCGGAAAGCUUGCACUCAUUGUUUCUUUUUGAAAGUGCACAGAAUGUGAAGCUGUUUCGAAAUGAAUUAAUUACCAUUAUUUGCACUAAAGCUAGAAAGCUCAUCAACAUAUGCUGCAAGACUCACUGCAAAGUAGACAGUGCCCUCAAUUGCUAAUAGCAGACUUACUCACAGUGCAACUAUGCUGAGAACAUCUAGUUCUAGUGUUAUUAAACACUAUUCUAAAGCAAUUUUUUUUACGGCCACUCCUGCUGCGGAAUACAAAAACACCCUUGUACAUAGCUUUCGUGCCUGUAAAGAACCAGGUAGGACAAAUUACUCCAGAGCCCCGUGGCAUCUUUCAUAGCCCAAGUGCAGCUUUGGAAUGUAAAACAUUAUCAGUUAUCAUAUAGUACUAUACUGAAUCAAAUAGCACUAAUGCUAUUCCUAAAACAAGGAGUUCCCAUUCAUUUAACCCCUGAACAAGCACAUAGGGCCAGGCAGUUUUGAAAUUACGUAUUUAAAUUCUUGCUGAAAAGUGUGUUGGCAUUCCAUAAACUCUCCAUAAAGUUUGACAUGACAUUUAGGAAAAAGAUAAUGUGCAAAACAGACAAGAAUGAGAGGCAGAGACACAGACUAGCACAAGCUUUCUACGAAUUUUAUUUCCAUCAGACUUGUCAAUAUUAGCACAUUAGCACACAAAUGUGCAAUAAGGCCGCCCACAUUCACUAUGGAAAAAAAAUAACAUUGAAAUAUGUACAAGAUAAUGACAUCACUUCCUUAUUUUCCACAUUAAAUGUGUGCUUCCUUUUUGCACAUGUGUGACAAUGUGCUUAUAUUGACAAGUCUGACGGAAAUAAAAUUAGUUGAAAGUUUGCACUUGUCCGUGUCUCUGCCCUCUUGUCCUUGUCUGUUUUACACAUUACCUUCUUCCUAAGCAUUAUGAAUCAACUGCACAGCAACAAGUUUUAUUGAAAAUUUAUAUGAUAGUAAUUUUACAGAAUAUCAGUGCUUUGAGAGUAUGGAGCAUAAGAACCUCAUGGCUUAGUGCUCCUUCGCUACUUCUGUGAUACUGAAUCCGGUGACAUUUAUUUCACUCAAUGACGGGAGCCAAAGCUAACAUGUUAACGGACUUAGUGGGCUUGUCACUAACACUCCCACUUUUCCUGUCCAUUCUCUAAUGCUCCCAAAGUUUAUUUAGAAUAUAACUCUGUCUGUGUCCAUCAGCUCUCGCAUUAUGAUUUGGCUUUUGGUGACAUUCCUUAAUACUGCCAAAUCUUUUGUGUGUCUCAAAAUAAUGCUGCUAAUGUCUUUUGAGGGAUAUGUGAGCGUCCAUGUGGAAAUGAUUCUAUUGAGCACUUUACCUUCACAUGCAUGACCUUGUAAUGUUCACUUGAGAGUAUAUCGACUGAGUGGCACUGCAAAUGUUUGCAUUUGCAUUGGCUUUGUGCACCUGAGUUGAACACAAACUGAAUUGUUAUUGCAUCAAAUGACAGAUGCCACAACUUUUCUGCAAGUAACUUGCCAAUUGAUUUUGGGGUUCCUUUAUGUAAGUGCAAAGUCAACGACCUGUGGAAGAAAAACAUUGCCAUGUGGAGGCAUGAUUGUGUGUCUCUACCAUGACCUUUCAAACAAAAAGACAAAGCAGCACUUUUGUUCAAAGCAGAUCGUGAACUAGCAGAACAUUGUCUAAUAAAUCUGGUUUCUUAUUAGUAGAUACAGCACGACAUCACAUUUGUAUACUCCCCAUGCCUCCUACAUCAGUGAGUAAAGACAUCUUGCUUUCUAUGGUUCUGUACAGAUGAGUUGCUUUCUGGGCAAAUUUUUGAUAAACAUUACAAAGCCAG